Prunus avium (sweet cherry) is the source of this 905-nucleotide messenger RNA. The record is from RefSeq and is a predicted model, not a curated record. Lineage: Eukaryota; Viridiplantae; Streptophyta; Magnoliopsida; Rosales; Rosaceae.
GAGCUCUCGGAUUGGAUGAAUUGGCUAAAGACUGAAAUUGGGUUCAGUGGGUGGAGACUUGAUUUUGUCAAGGGAUAUUCUCCAGCAAUUACCAAGUUGUAUGUGACAAACACAAGUCCAAAUUUCGCAGUAGGGGAACUUUGGAAUUCCCUUGCUUAUGGAAGUGAUGGAAAACCAGAGUACAAUCAGGAUGCCCAUCGUCAAGAGCUUGCGGGAUGGGUAGAGGGUGCUGGAGGAGAUGUUACAGCAUUUGAUUUUACCACUAAAGGGAUACUUCAACAGGCAGUCCAAGGGGAACUGUCGCGGCUGAAGGACCCGAAUGGAAAGGCUCCAGGAAUGAUUGGUUUGUUGCCAGGAAAGAGUGUAACUUUCAUAGACAAUCACGAUACAGGUUCCACACAACAAAAGUGGCCAUUUCCAUCAGAUAAAGUCAUGCAGGGAUAUACCUAUAUUCUCACUCACCCGGGAAUUCCCUCAAUUUUUUAUGACCACUUCUUUGACUGGGGAUUGAAAGAGGAGAUUAGUAAACUCAUUGCAAUCAGAUCCCGGAACGGAAUCAAACCCGACAGUACCUUGCGUAUUCUAGCAUCUGAUGCAGAUCUCUACGUAGCUGCCAUAGAUGAGAAAAUCAUAGCAAAGAUUGGUUCAAGGUACGACGUUGGGAACCUUGUACCUCCAACCUACCAAAUUGCAACUUCUGGAAAUGAUUACGCCGUGUGGGAGAAAAAGCAUGAGGUCUUGAAUAUCAUCUGUGGAACUGUGGAAUGAAGUGACUAGAAAUUGUUGUAUUGCAAGUGUUGUAUUCUAUGCUUAUUUUUAGUCCUCUACUAAAAAUAAAAAAUUGAGGUUUCUUUGGAAGAUGCAAGAAAGUGAAUACAAUUUGCAUGUGUGGAAUUUCUCUGGAA